AUGGCGGCGCUCUGUAAGGUGACGUCCGGGCUCCGGUGUGGAGGAGUCCGGUUCUCCUCCCGGUUCUCCUCCCGGUUCUUCAGGAGCUCCUUUAGCUCGGACUCUUCCGGUACUUCCGGUUCCGACCAGCCCGCCCCGGACAGACCCAAGUCCGGCUUCGCUGCUGCCUUCGACCUGCAGUCAGAGCUCCAGCGGGAGACCGGGAGCACCGGGAGCACCGGGGGACCCUCGGCCCGGUCCGGAGGCUCCUCCCCCGGGGAGCAGGACAGCUUCGCCUCGCUGCUGCGCCGGUCCCCGCUGAUCCAGAUGGGACCGGCUAAGGACAAGGUGGUGGUGGGGAGGAUCGAGCACGUGGUCGGGGAAGACCUGUACGUGGACUUCGGGGGGAAGUUCCACUGUGUGUGCAGGAGGCCCGCGGACCGGAACCGGGACCGGCUGCAGCGGGGCAGCAGGGUCCGGCUCCGGCUGCACGACCUGGAGCUCACGGCCCGGUUCCUGGGAGCCGCUACCGACACAACGCUGCUGGAGGCCCGGGCGGACCUGCUGGGCCCGCUGGACACCCGGGACAACCGGGACCGGAACUGAACCGGGACUGAGAUGGACAAACGGAACCGGGACUUGAUUGUGGACUCUGGACUCUAAUGUGUGAUCUGAAUGUUGAAAUGUGUUUUAAUAA
Messenger RNA from Scomber japonicus (chub mackerel), 676 nucleotides. RefSeq names its product mitochondrial ribosomal protein S28 (gene mrps28). Gene Ontology annotation, cellular component: mitochondrial small ribosomal subunit. The transcript has a single exon. The record is from RefSeq and is a predicted model, not a curated record. Lineage: Eukaryota; Metazoa; Chordata; Actinopteri; Scombriformes; Scombridae. The coding region runs from base 1 to 585 and encodes 194 amino acids.